AUUAUUUUGUUCUCCGUCCUUUUUUGUGUGAGGGUGUGUAAGAAUGUUAAAGCUGCUUUUUUAAAGGAAGUAGUGUAAAAAAUUUUGUGUCACGUGGGCAGUCUAGAAAUAGACCAUUACAACGCAAAGUUUGUCUGUAAACUUGAGUGCAUAUUGCAUGAGGACAAGUAAACCGACGCUAUAAAACCGACAUCUCGCUUUUGUCUUCAGCUACACAUCUGCUAUACGACCGAGUGCAAAUCUAGACGAACUUGGAAUCAUGAGUCGAUCUUGGGUCCCUUGGAGGACGCAUAAAAACGUCGUCCGAAUUAUCCGUCUGCAAGGAAUCAUCAAUGCAUCAAGCUCAAACCAUCGCGCUCUGAGCCUACGUCGUGUCGAGAAAGCCAUCGACAGGGCAUUCGAAGUAAAGAAAGUAGCUCCCAAAGCUGUGUGCCUGGAGAUAAAUAGCACGGGGGGCUCCCCCGUCCAAAGCAACUUGAUCUAUACUCGCAUUAGAGAGCAAGCGAAUGACAAGAAGAUCCCCGUGCUGUCUUUUGUGGAGGAUCACGCUUUAUCUGGAGGGUACUGGCUCUCCCUGGCAGGCGAUGAGAUUUUCGUAGAUCCAAACUCUGCUGUGGGGUCUAUUGGAGCAGUGAGCUCGAACGUUGGUGUGGUGGAGGCGAUGAAAAAACUGGGACUAGAAUACCGCCCAGUGGUCAUGGGUGAACACAAGGUUAGAAUGAACCCAAUGGAGCCUUUAAAACCAGAAGAUGUAGAAUGGGUGAAGAAAAUACUUGCAGAAGUCCACAACAACUUCAUAGACUUAGUAAAAGAACGACGCACAAAGCUAGACACAACCAGCAAAACAGUAUUUUCAGGAGAUAUAUUUCUUGGAAAAGAAGCAGUAAGAAUUGGUUUAGUUGAUGCUAUUACAACAGACCUAAAAAGUCUCUGCAAAAAGCGAUUUGGGGAAGAUGUUGUGUUUGAGAGGUGUGAUCUGCCACAAGAUUUUUUCACUCGCAUGAUGAAUAAAAGAUUUGGUAUGGAGGCAUCAAUCAAUGUUGACGAGGCACUAGACUCACUAGCUAUUAGAGGGCAAAGAGAAAAGAUUGGCUUUUAAAAUAAUAUUCUUGGCAAAACUUCUGAACAUAUUCGUGUUAUGACAGUCUAAAUGGCUAACAAUAAAAGUGUAGUUCGUUAAUAUCCCUGUGUAGCAAAUCUGGAAAGAAUUAUCUAGUUUACAGUACAAAGUACACAUUAAAAUACAUUAAUAAAAGUCUUUAUUUCCACAAA
Nematostella vectensis (starlet sea anemone) is the source of this 1272-nucleotide messenger RNA. RefSeq names its product Na(+)/H(+) antiporter NhaA. Gene Ontology annotation, biological process: proteolysis; sodium ion transport; regulation of pH. Lineage: Eukaryota; Metazoa; Cnidaria; Anthozoa; Actiniaria; Edwardsiidae. Gene Ontology annotation, cellular component: membrane. The transcript has 2 exons. Bases 260 to 1099 code for a protein of 279 amino acids. The record is from RefSeq and is a predicted model, not a curated record. Gene Ontology annotation, molecular function: peptidase activity; sodium:proton antiporter activity.